CUCAUUUUCCGCCCUAAACCCUAACCACUCAUUUUCUGUCUUUAUCUCUCUGCAUCGAUAGCUUCAGAAUUGAACGCCUCUUCCCUACCACAUGAAGGUUAAGGCGGCGCAAAGCUGGUUACAAUGGAGGAGGCUUGCGCAUAAGCGUUGAUAUGGCCUGCAGACGGGUAAGGCUUGGAAGGUAGGUUGGAUGACGAUACUGCAUUUGCCGAAGCUAAGAUGUGGUGGUGCUAGUGACAGAGGAUCUGGCCAUAGCAAGUGGUGGUCGAUCUGGCUGCUGCAAGUGUCAGCGUACUCGUUGUGAAGCGAGGGAGAAGUUUGUGUGACAGAGUGGAGGACAAGUUUUGAAAAAGAAUAUUCGGCGGCUAGAGGGUGUUCGGGAUUGGUGGGCAACAACAGGAUCACUAGGAUCGCGACUUGGGAUGUGGUCGUAGCUAGGGCUAGUGGGGCAGAGGUAGGAUUGGGGCUGUGGCGGAGGUCACCGAUGAGUGGAGUGCCGGAAGUUAGUGGUGAUCAGAGUGGCGGAGCUCACUGGACUAGCUAAUGGCGGUGUUGCUUUGACCGGUAGGUUUUUGGGAGCCUUGGGGCUGAGGACGAGUAGUUGGUGGUGGUGGUGAUUGGUGGUUGUGGCGUUACUGUUGUCGGAGUCAUGUGGUGGCGUCAAAGUGGCCGGAGUCACUGUGGCUGGUGGCAGUUGUCACUAGAGACUGGGCUGGGCUAUCGAAACGCUCACAUUGUUCGUGGUUCAAGCUGUUCAGAGAGAGAGAGAGGAUUGUCUUAUCUCGAUGUUUGGAAUGAUGUUCUUAAGACUCGGGGCUUCAUCCUAAAAGGUCAACCUGAUAGAUGGAGAGGCGGGAAGUUUCACCUAAUAGAGUUAGUUACACAAGCAUCAUUAGUGCGUACAACAAGACCAAGGAGUAUCGAAGAUGUGUGUAAUACUAUAACAACUUUAGCAAGCUAAAGAACGGCAGUGGGAGGAUUAAUAGGGCAAUGGGUGGGCUAAUGGUUUAUUUUUUUUUCAAAGAUGAAUAGAGUUAAGGAGUUGGUUAAGGUAUUGCAGGAAA
Cuscuta europaea is the source of this 1064-nucleotide messenger RNA. The record is from the annotation of a GenBank genome assembly. Lineage: Eukaryota; Viridiplantae; Streptophyta; Magnoliopsida; Solanales; Convolvulaceae.